This is a messenger RNA of Egretta garzetta (little egret), 2106 nucleotides long. RefSeq names its product cadherin related family member 5 (gene CDHR5). Gene Ontology annotation, biological process: calcium-dependent cell-cell adhesion; adherens junction organization; multicellular organism development. The transcript is spliced from 14 exons. Gene Ontology annotation, cellular component: catenin complex; membrane; adherens junction. NCBI's taxonomy places the organism in Eukaryota, Metazoa, Chordata, Aves, Pelecaniformes, Ardeidae. Gene Ontology annotation, molecular function: calcium ion binding; cadherin binding. The record is from RefSeq and is a predicted model, not a curated record. The coding region runs from base 1 to 2106 and encodes 701 amino acids.
AUGGCUGUUUCUCAUUGGCUCCUCACUUCUGUGUGCUUUCUGCUACCCUUCCUAACACAGGUUUCAGCACAGCAACAAGGUUGUUCUGUCAAUAAUAGCAAACCAAGCAUUUAUGAAAAUAACCCUCCUGGCUACGUGGUGACCACUAUUCAUAUGGAACCAGGCUUCACUGUAAUGAUUGAUCCUAAUUCCCCCGAUGCCAGAUUUUUCACUCUACAGGGGUCCGAGCUGCAGCUGAACCGAAGUGUGGACUAUGAGAAAGACCCCUUGCUGAUGGUGUACCUGAUUUGUCGGAACACUGAUGGGCAGAGUGAUUCUUUGGAAAUUUUUGUGACCAUUCUCAACGUGAAUGAUAACAGCCCAGUAUUUAAGCGAACAAAUCUCACCAAAAUUGUUCCUGAGGAUACAAAGGUGAAUGCAACUAUUGUAGCCCGUGAAGAUUUAAGUGCUAGUGAUGCUGACCCAGACACCGUAUUUUAUGAACUCACAACAAUAGUGCCGGACACAGACGGUUAUUUUGCCAUAAAAGGAGUUAAUAAUCCAGAAAUUUAUUUACAAAAAGCAUUGGACUAUGACAAAUUUAACUUGACAACGUUGGUCUUGUAUGCAAGGGACAGGCCUGUGGGCAGCACCGCCAUCACCAACACAGCUACCGCAACAAUAAACAUAUUUAUUGAACAAGCUGACACCAAACCACCGUGGUUCCUACCCUGUACUUUCAUUAACACGGACAAUAGCGUUUGCAUCAGCAGCCCUUAUACUGGGAAGGUCAAUAUCUCUGAGGUGUCGACAGAACCACUCAUCCUGGAGCCGGGGCCUAUCUAUGCUGUUGAUCCUGACUGCACGAUAAAUGAAAAAAUUGUGUACAGUAUUGUUGGUGGGGAUACAGACAAAUUAUUCUCAGUGGAUGCAGACACUGGGAAUCUGACUAUGAACAAAGCAGCAACUUCUCCAGGCUCGUACCUAUUGCAAGUCAUGGCCACCCAGGUCAACAACAUACAGAAAUACUCUACAGUCAGUGUAGAGAUUAAGGUCAUCGCUAAAAGUAAUUAUCCACCAUACUUUGAAAGCAGGAUCUACAACGGGACAGUAUUUGUUGGUCUGGCCUCGCGAAGAUUUGUCUUCCAAGCUGGUGAUCCUUCAAGCCCCCUGAUGAUAACAGCAGUGGAUGAUGAUUACCCUAAUAAAGUCAACCCGAACAUUGAGUACUACAUAAAAAACAGCACCAAUUUCAUCACAACCAAAGAUGGACUCAUCCUGACAAAUGUGAUGCUGCCGUCACCGGAAACUGUAACCAUUGAGGCUGUUGGAAAAGAUAUGGUGAGCCUGGAGGAGGCGAGCACUGUAAUCGUGGUGGAGGUCAUCCUUGCCACAGCUGUAACCUCCUCUGAUAAGAUAUACACUGUUCAGGAUAUGGCUAUCUUAGGUGGUACAUUAGCAGCACUGCUAUUAAUUGCCUUAGUCUUCCUUGGAGUGGUGAUAUUUAAACAGCAUGGAAAACCAGUCAAACACCUGAUAAGGGAGAAGUUCUCCAAGGAAAUCUCUGAGAGUUACCAGAAUCAAUCUUACGAGCAUGAUGAACACUCAGACGUGGGCACCAAACAGCAUGAGACGUCAGAAAACAGCAGUGUCCAGUCGAUAACACAGGUGCUAGAGCAGCAAGCGCUUUCCUUGCCUUCUUCCAACACAGAAGAAAUUGAUAGCCUCCCAAAGGCUUCUAUAGCUUCCACUAUCAACUUUGACCAGGAAGAGAAAGAGGAAGUGGAUGAAGAAAUUAAGCUUGAGAAAGAAGUGAAGUCUAUCCUCAAGACAGACUGGCAUGCGGUGGAUGAUGGCUAUAAAGCUGUGUGGUUUAAGAUUGAUGUGGAUCCUGAUGCUGGAAAGAGGGUUGAAGUGAUUGAGGACAAAGCAGCAGAUAAUGAUGACGACAGUGACCAAGAUCUGCAGAAGAAUGAUGAUGAUGAGGAAGAAGAUUAUGACAAGGACUGUCACCACAGAGGGCUGGGAGUGUCCUUUGCUUCAGAGAGCUCAUCACUCCCAGCUGCAGAAGUGACAGUCAACAUAUCUCUCACAGAUGCGGUGACAGAAGACAACAGUCACCUUUAA